CUCUAUCAUCGGUUCAUACCGGUGCCAAUAUCACAGGCACGUCGCGAGAAAAUGCUUAUGCCGUGAAAUAAUACCGAAUUAUUUUGUAAUAAGCGUUUGGAGUUUGACAAAACGGCUUCAAAAGGAGAUAUAGUUAAAGCGAAACCAAUGUAUACAGCGGCUGAAGCCGUUCCUGAUCGAAGUGCUCACCUCGGCUCCACGGAAUCCGAAAACCAAGUACACAUCAAAUCAUUACCGCCGGAUAUUGAAACAUGUCUUUGCCACGAGAGUUUAAUUUUAAUCAGGAGUUGUCGAAGCUGGACGGGCAGAUCCUGGGCACGUCGGCCCCUCCAGGCUCCACGGCGCCGCUCUCCUGCUCUAUCGACAUACCUACAGAUGCCAUCACUGAGGCUUCCCUGUCUCCUGACAAGGCGGGUUCCUUGCUGUCGGUGCAGUCAGCACCUCCGGAGCAAAGGGAGCGGCCGGCCAGCCUCCUGCUUGAGUUGCCACUAGCUACGCAAGUAGGCGCGUAUCUAUCGGCGAUGUCCCCGACGGAGCAGGAGGAGGACUCCCUCUUGACCCUCUCGUCGGUGACGGCGCGCCCGCUUCUCGCUGCUUCCAGGAAGCUGAGGCCGCAGCCGGAGUCCACAGAAAGCAUCAGCCCCCCAGACGGCGGAUACGGUUGGGUUGUGGUAUUCGGAGCGUUCAUGGUCCAGUUUUGGGUGGCGGGUCUGUUCAAGUCGUACGGAGUGCUGUACGUAGAGAUCAUGGAGACGUUCCCGGACUCCUCGGAGUCUGUCGCGUCCUGGAUACCAGCCGCGCUGUCCACACUUUGCCUUGCACUUGCGCCGCUGUCGUCUGCCCUGUGUGAGAAGUAUUCCUGCAGGCUCGUGGUGUUCAUCGGAGGUCUCUUCUGCGCCACUGGACUCGCGCUGUCCUAUUUCAGCACUGGAUUGUUCCAUCUACUGCUGAGUUUUGGAGUUAUGACUGGCAUUGGUGGCGGCCUGUCAACUACACCGGGAAUCGUCAUCGUUUCUCAAUAUUUCGACAAGCACCGCGCGCUGGCGAACGGUAUAUGUGUGAGCGGGACGGCUGCUGGUAGUUUCGUGUUCCCGAUGCUGAUUGAGAAGCUGGUUGACAUGUACGGAUUGCAUGGAACGGUGUUAUUGCUGGGUGGCGGGAUGCUGCACGUGUGUGUGUCCGCGACGUUGUACCGACCAGCGCCGGUUUGCACCACUGCUGGAGAUCGCACCCCCGGCACCACGACUACCACCACCACUGAACACACCACGCUGUUACAUGAUAUUACUGAAGGUAAAACGGACCCGGGCAAGGACAACCGGCUCCAGAACUUGUUCAACCCGGACGGAGAGCUCGCGCUGAACCAGAAGAACGCGCAGCUGGACGACAAACGCACCAACUUGUUCUCGGAGAUCAUGCACCCGAGCCUCAUUGAGGUAGCUCGGCAGCAGCUGCCGGCACAGCAGUCUGAAUCCGAAGACUCCGAAGGACUGGACGUGCUUGGAGUUGUUGGUCUGCCUCGGGAAGUAGCCCGUCUCCGCCUUCGACCGACGCGUUCUUCAUCCAUCUUGCAUUCAGUUGAAGACCUGUCCACGGACAGCACAUGCGUUUACAAGGCUUCUAGACGGAAACUUAGUCGAUCUCUAUACAUACGACCUCCUCUACCCAGUCGGUUAAUCCAGAAUAAGCUGGCUGAGCCGGUCCCGAUCAAGCCGGAACAGGAAGCGAAGACGGAAGACGUUGUAGAAGAAAAGAAGAAGGGAUGUGUUGAGAAGAUUUCGCGAUACCUAGACGUAUCCCUGCUGAAGUCGUGGCGGUUUGGGUUGCUGUGCGCGUCAGUAGCUCUAAUGUCUUGCGGUUCUCCGUACGCGCUGUAUUAUCUCCCGGCGUACACUGUCGCCGUUGGACACAGCAAGUCCGCCGCAGGUCAUCUAGUAGCAAUCAGCGCUGUGCUGGACCUGUGUGGACGGCUUGGACUGGGCUGGCUCUGUGACCUGCAUCUCUUCUGCAGAAGAAAGGCCUACAUACUCAGCAUCCUGGUGGCCGGGAUUGCGGUUCUAACGCUUCCCAGUUUGACGUCCUGGUGGGCAUUGGCUAUUGCGUCAGGCGCAUAUGGUCUCUGUCUCGGCUGCUGGUUCCUCCUGGUGCCAGUACUCCUGGCAGAUGCCUUCGGGACGGCCAGGAUCGCCUCCUCCUACGGCCUGGUGAGGAUGUUCCAGAGUCUUGCUGCUGUUUCUGUACCCCCUACUGCUGGUUUAGUUCGUGACGUCACUGGAGGAUACUCCUGGUGUUUCUACGGGAUGGGCUCCUGUAUGGUCUUAGGCACGAUUCCCGUCAUCGCCUUCCACAUAAGCACCAAGAACGAAGACUCCGACUCCUCUGUAGACUGAAGGAUAUCAGUAAAAUAAGGUUUUAUCAUUGGCAACACCCAGGUUUUACACCAGGGUACGUUUUGGGGUAAAAUUUCUAUAACAAUACUUUUUAUAGUAAAAGGAGGGUAUCUCCUUGUGUGUGAUGCUGCCCUAGUACUUGCGACGUCCAAACAAUGUCUUUACAUGCUAUCCUGGUAUUUGCAACGUCCAAAAUAUAUGUGUUAUGAUCUCCUGGUACUUAUGCUAUCCUGGUAUUUGCAACGUUCAAAGUAUAUGUUAUGAUCUCCUGGUACUUACGUCCAAUUGAAUUUAUUUUUACGCGAUACCCUUACAUUCUAUGUUGCCCUGGUACUUAGUGACCAUCGCCUUACCUGCUUAGGCAUCAAGUGGUAGGCUUUCUGGGCUGGUAAGUGCUGAUGGUAGGUCUUAUGGUAGGCCUGACGGUAAGUUAUAACCGGAUAGCUAAUCAAUGUUUAUUCACAAUUUUUUUACUUAUAUUAUUUCGUCGGUCCAAGCAAUGGCGGCCAUUUUGAAUUCUAAACAGCCUUAUUUAGUGUUGUGGAAAUUUUAUUACGUACUUAUUUAUUUAUUUAUUAUUAACGGACUGCUAAAGGAGUUUACACUUCAAUUUAAAUCCACAUAUUUAUAUAGUAGCAGUCUCUUAUGUAAUUGUAACUAAGUAUUGUAAAUACAUAUUACUUUUGAAGUGUGUAAUGCAUUUGAAUUGGGGUAAAUGGUAAAUAAAUGAUGUGGUUAACGAGAAUGAGGUAUUUAAUAAAUAUAUUAGUAUUUAUGUGACAUAUUUAUACAUAGAGCUCGACUUUAUUUGAAUUUCUAAUAUCUAUUAGAUACAAUUGACACGAGUUAUUAAUUUCAAAAUUUGUGUGAGAAAUUUGCUUUUGAUAUUAAAAUAUAGAUGCAUAUGACUGCAAUGUUGAGGUUUUGGGUCCGAUCUUCGGUUGGGCAAAGGUAUUGGGUUCUCUACUUAGUAUAAUCUAAAAUGUGUGCCCGUCACAUUAUGAGGAAUACAAAGGCAAUGCACCAGUUGCUACUCUACCUACCCCUUUCCGCAUGAAAGCGUGUGUGAAUAUAUCUAUACAUUUAUAUUUUUCAUCUUAUUAAUUGAUUGCACAGAGCUGACUAAGUAUGAUAUUGAUUUAAAAAAAUAAAUGAAUGCUAAGUGAUAUUAUAAAGUGCUUUUAAGAAUGUAUUUCUUUGAAAGAAGUAUUUCAGUUGACGGUACAGACAAAAUGAAUUUUUAGCUUAUAUGAUAUAAUAGCCCUGUAUUAUAUACCGUCCCACUGCUGGGCCUCCUCUACUACUGAGAGGGAUUAGGCCUUAGUCUACCACGCUGCAGACUUCGCACACCCUCAAAAACUUAGAGAAUUUCUCUUAGGUUUCCUCACGAUGUUUUCCUUCACCGUUAAAGCAAGCGAUAAUUCACAAAGAAUACACAAUAUUUUUUUUAAAAGUCAGAGGUGUGUGCCCUUGGCAUUUGAACCUGCGGACAUUCGUCUUGGCAGUCCGUUCCACACCCAACUAGGCUAUCGCCGCUUGAAAUGGGAUUUAAACAAAGGUUUCCUUUAUACUUAUCAUGAAACGGUUCAUGAUUGUCAAGUUGACUGGGCCAGUGGUUCCCUUAUAACUUUUGUCUCAUUAAAUUGAAGCUAUCGUAUUUGAAAAGCGACGAAUUCAUUAUUGGUUGAGUUCGUUUCUGUCUUCACCUAGUUAAUGAAUCCUUCAUUGUUGAGUGACCUUUAUCGCCAUUAUUUUGAAUUCGAAAGUCUUUAUUGCCUUCGCAGGCAUACGAGCAAGCAGUUCGCCUGAUGGUAAACAGCAUCCGAUGCCCAUGGACUCAGAAAUGCUAGAGGCUAUCACGCCGUUGCCUACCUGUGCAAAGGUUCUUACAAACAACG
This is a messenger RNA of Manduca sexta (tobacco hornworm), 4288 nucleotides long. It is a transcript of the gene Sln, whose product is annotated as monocarboxylate transporter 12. The record is from RefSeq and is a predicted model, not a curated record. Gene Ontology annotation, molecular function: monocarboxylic acid transmembrane transporter activity. The transcript is spliced from 18 exons. Bases 252 to 2390 code for a protein of 712 amino acids. NCBI's taxonomy places the organism in Eukaryota, Metazoa, Arthropoda, Insecta, Lepidoptera, Sphingidae. Gene Ontology annotation, biological process: transmembrane transport; monocarboxylic acid transport.